CGAGACAUCGUCACGCCACGGCGAUAACUCUCCCGCCGAUAAGUUCCUCCGAUCACUCCUCAAAUCGAUACUUCGAACUUCUCAACGUCACAAAAAUUUCCAUCAUUAUAGUUGAAAAUCGGAGCUCCGAUUUGAGCAAUGCAGGCUGAUAAACCCACGGACAUUGAGAACGACCUCGACGAAGAGCCCGGCGAAGAGGUCGAAUCGGCGCCUCCUCUCAGAGUCGGAGAAGAGCAAGAGCUUGGUAGCUCCGGCAUCAAGAAGAAGCUCCUCAAGCGCGGUCGCGGUUGGGAAACCCCCGGCCCCGGCGACGAAGCCACUGUGCACUAUGUCGGUACUCUGCUUGACGGAACAAAGUUUGAAUCCACCAGAGAUAAAGACGAGCCUUUGACUAUUAAGCUUGGCAAUGGCCAAGUGACUAGUGGAGUGGACGAUGGGAUAAUUACCAUGACAAAGGGAGAGAUUGCUUUGUUCACAUUGCCUGCUGAAAAGGGUUAUGGAGUUGAUGGCCGUGAUGAUGUUGUUCCGCCGAAUUCAGUUGUUCGGUUUGAAAUCGAACUCAUUUCGUGGAUUUCAGUCGUGGAUGUGAGUAAAGACGGUGGAAUUAUCAAGAAAGUGAUGGAAAAAGGACAGAGGAAUGGGGGACCCGGUUAUUUGGAUGAAGUUCUUGUGAAGUAUCGAGUGGAGCUGGUCGAUGGCACUAUUGUGGCAGAAACACCAGAAGAGGGAGUUGAAUUCUAUGUAAAAGAUGGUCACCUUUGUCCGGCAUUGCCCAAAGCAGUCGUGACCAUGGAAAGGGGUGAAAAGGCCAGGUUGAUUGUUCAACCCCAGUACGCCUUUAGGAAACAGGGGAGGGAUGCAAGUGAAGGGUUUCACUCAAUCCCACAAAAUUCUGUUCUGAACAUUGAUGUGGAGUUGGUAUCUUUCAAGCCUGUUAUUGAUGUUACUGGUGAUGCGAAGGUAUUCAAAAAGAUUCUCAAAGAAGGGGAAGAUGCUCUUAGUGCCAAUGAAGGUGCAACGGUUACCAUUACCUAUAUGGGGAGGCUAGAAGAUGGCACUGUAUUUGAGAAAAAAGGGAUUGAUGGAGAGACUCCUUUGAAUUUCGUCACUGAUGAAGAACAAGUGAUUACUGGUUUGGACAUAGCUGCAGCAACAAUGAAAAAGGGUGAGCGGGCCGUAUUAACUAUACAUCCUGAUUAUGGCUUUGGAAAUGUUGAAGUAAGACGAGAUCUGGCAGUAGUUCCACCAAGUUCAACUCUUACUUAUGAAGUUGAGAUGUUAGACUGUAUUAAGGAAAAAGCGCCAUGGCAAAUGAAUAAUAAUGAGAGAAUCGAAGCAGCUGGAAAGAAGAAAGAAGAAGGCAAUCUUCUAUUUAAAAGUGGAAAAUAUCAACGAGCAGCCAAAAAAUAUGAUAAAGCUGCUGAGUAUGUUAGUGAAGAAAUUUCCUUUGGGGAUGAUGUUCUAAAGCUAGCCAAGCCUUUAAGAUUAUCUUGCUGGUUGAAUGGUGUGGCCUGUAGCCUUAAACUUAAUGACUUUCAAGGAGCAAUCGAGCUAUGCUCAAAGGUUCUGGAUGUUGAGUUCCACAAUGUUAAAGCCUUGUAUAGGCGGGCACAAGCCUACAUGGGAAAUGCAGAUCUGAUCUUGGCUGAAUUAGACAUCAAGAAAGCUCUUGAGGCGGAUCCUGAGAAUAGGGAGGUGAAGCUGAUUCAGAGAAACUUGAAACAGCUUCAAGUCGAGAGCAAUAAGAGAGAUGCAAAGCUUUAUGCAAACAUGUUUGCUCGGACACCCAUUGUAACCAAGAAAUUGAAAGUUGAUAAAACUGAGAAUGACAGAAAAGAUGAAGAGAUUGUAUCAAUGGAAGUGGAAAAUGUUGCUCAUACUUCGCAUCCCAAUAACUAAGUUUGUUUUAAUUCCUGAAAGAUCUGAUUGUAAAUGUAAACUGUGAAGUUUAAAUAUAGAGUAAUUUAAGAAACAAAAAGGAUCGAAGUACUCUCAACCCAGAAUAGGAAAGAGAUGAGCAAUAUGUCACUUUAAAUCCUAACCAGUUUUCCUUGUCUAGUUUGGAGUCUUUGGACAAAUGAAGAUCACUGUAAUUCCACU
Molecule: messenger RNA, 2100 nt
Organism: Morus notabilis
Lineage: Eukaryota; Viridiplantae; Streptophyta; Magnoliopsida; Rosales; Moraceae
Product: 70 kDa peptidyl-prolyl isomerase
Exons: 13
Coding region: 139-1899 (586 amino acids)
Molecular function (GO): peptidyl-prolyl cis-trans isomerase activity; protein binding
Source: RefSeq, a predicted model, not a curated record